Struthio camelus australis is the source of this 542-nucleotide messenger RNA. It is a transcript of the gene CDK5R1, whose product is annotated as cyclin dependent kinase 5 regulatory subunit 1. Gene Ontology annotation, molecular function: cyclin-dependent protein serine/threonine kinase activator activity; protein kinase binding. NCBI's taxonomy places the organism in Eukaryota, Metazoa, Chordata, Aves, Struthioniformes, Struthionidae. Gene Ontology annotation, cellular component: growth cone; protein kinase 5 complex; cytoplasm. Gene Ontology annotation, biological process: brain development; axon guidance. The record is from RefSeq and is a predicted model, not a curated record.
AUGACGAGGCAGGACCAGGGCUUCAUCACGCCGGCCAACGUGGUCUUCCUCUACAUGCUGUGCCGGGACGUCAUCUCGGCCGAGGUGGCCUCGGAUCACGAACUGCAGGCCGUGCUGCUCACCUGCCUGUACCUCUCCUACUCCUACAUGGGCAACGAGAUCUCCUACCCGCUCAAGCCCUUCCUGGUGGAGAGCUGUAAGGAGGCCUUCUGGGACCGCUGCCUCUCCAUCAUCAACCUCAUGAGCCCCAAGAUGCUGCAGGUCAACGCCGACCCGCACUACUUCACGCAGGUCUUCGCCGACCUCAAGAAGGAGAGCGGCGCCGAGGAGAAGGGCCGCCUGCUCAUCGGCCUCGACCGGUGAGCGGGGCCCGGCCCCGCGGCGGCGCGGCAGCCCCCGGGGACGCUCUCGUGGCCGAGACCCCCUCCAGUUUGUGUGUCCUCCCCCCCUUCCUUCCCCGCGCUUCGCUCCCCCCCUCCUGCCACCGCCGCCGGGCUCCCCACGGAGCGGGGCGGCGGCCGUCGGGGCCCGGCUGCCCCCGU